UUCUCUAUUUCCCUUUCUCCAACCUCACAGCAGAAGAGGUUUUGCUAUAAUAUUAAUACGUGACACCCACCACACCACUCUCCGCACCCGUAUCCUUUUAUUUUUUAUUUUUUAUUUUCUCACCACAGCGCAACCGAACCUCGCUCCAUGGCGCCAAUUCCCUAACCGAACCCAACACAAGACAAGACAGAGACUUCCUCGUACAAGCGAAAUGAAGUCCGCGCGGGUCAGACAAGCGAUCCUCCUCACGGUUCUGGCGUGGGCGUUCGCCAUUGCAGGUUCGGAUCUAGCUUCGGACAGAGCAGGGUUGUUGGCUCUGAGAAGCGCGGUGAGGGGACGCACGCUCUUAUGGAACGCCAGCCAAACGAGUCCUUGUUCCUGGACAGGCGUGGUUUGCACCGGUGGGAGAGUAACCCUGGUGCGCCUCCCCGCUAUGGGCCUCACCGGUUCGCUCCCCUCCGGUUUGGGAAACCUCACCCAACUGCAGACACUCUCUCUCCGGUUCAACGCGCUAACCGGACCAAUCCCCGCGGAUUUCGCCGGUUUGAAAGCGCUUCGCAACCUCUACUUGCAGGGGAACUUCUUCUCCGGCCAAGUUCCCGAUUCCGUCUUCGCCUUGCAGAACCUCGUCAGGCUGAAUUUGGGUCACAACAAUUUCAGCGGCGAGAUUUCGCCCAAAUUCAACUCGCUCACUCGCUUGGCCACUCUUUAUCUAGAGCGCAACAAUUUCACUGGCUCCAUCCCUGACCUAAGCGUUCCACCGUUGUAUCAGUUCAACGUGUCUUUCAAUUCCUUAUCCGGUCCCAUUCCCGAGCGUUUUUCGCGUUUGGACCAAACCGCGUUUCUCGGAAACUCACUCUGCGGGGAGCCUCUGCAGCUCUGCCCCGGAACCGGAGAGAAAAGCAACAAGCUCUCCGGCGGUGCCAUUGCGGGGAUUGUAAUCGGUUCUGUCUUCGGUGUGCUUUUGAUUCUGCUCCUUUUCUUUUUCUUGUGUAGAAAAAGGAGCCAGAAGAGUUACAAUGAAACCGCUCCACCUGGGAAGCGUGUUGUAGAAGGUGAAAAGAGUGAGGUUCGGAGUGGUGGUGAGGCUGGGAAUUCAGGUUCGGCCGUGGCGGGUUCGGUGGAGAAGAGUGAGGUUCGGAGUGGAGACAAGAGUUUGGUGUUUUUUGGGAAUGUGAAUAGGGUGUUCAGUUUGGAUGAGUUGUUGAGGGCUUCUGCGGAAGUUUUGGGGAAGGGGACUUUUGGAACGACUUACAAGGCGACAUUGGAGAUGGGGGUGAGUGUGGCGGUGAAGAGGUUGAAGGAUGUUACUGCAACGGAGAGGGAAUUCAGGGAGAGGAUUGAGCAAGUGGGGAAGAUGGUUCAUCAAAACUUGGUCCCACUUAGGGGUUAUUACUUUAGCAGGGAUGAGAAGCUUGUUGUGUAUGAUUACAUGCCCAUGGGAAGCUUAUCUGCUCUCUUACAUGCAAAUGGUGGGGUGGGGAGGACUCCGCUAAAUUGGGAAACAAGGUCUGCCAUUGCUCUUGGCGCUGCUCGUGGGAUUGCAUACCUUCAUUCACAUGGCCCAACAUCCUCACAUGGAAACAUCAAGUCAUCGAAUAUCCUUCUCACCAAAUCCUUUGAAGCUCGUGUCUCUGACUUUGGCCUUGCCUACCUUGCUCUCCCAACCUCUACACCUAACCGUGUUUUUGGUUACCGGGCGCCAGAGGUCACUGAUGCGCGCAAAGUAUCUCAAAAAGCUGAUGUCUAUAGCUUUGGUAUCAUGCUUUUGGAGCUUCUUACUGGGAAGGCUCCCACUCAUUCUUCAUUGAAUGAAGAAGGGGUGGACCUCCCAAGAUGGGUUCAAUCUGUGGUUCAAGAUGAGUGGAACACUGAAGUAUUUGACAUGGAGCUCCUGAGGUACCAGAGUGUUGAGGAGGAAAUGGUCAAGCUCUUGCAGCUUGCCCUUGAAUGUUGUGCUCAAUAUCCUGACAAGAGACCUUCAAUGGAGGAGGUGGCAAGCAAGAUUGGGGAAAUUUGUCUUCCUAGUUUAGAGAAAGAGGAAGGGAAGAAUCAAGGUUUUAAAGAUGCAGAUAACGGAUUUUCCCAACAGUACUACUCUGUUGACUCGGGUGUGUCACAUGCUUGAAUAUAGAAUUGAAGAAAGACCUCAUUAUUUCAUCAUUAGCCUGUUUUUGGCAUGCAUAUUAUACAAGUGUUGUUUGUUUGUUUAUUCAUUGAGGGAUUAUAGAAACCAGCUGUGUAUGUCCAUUGUCUUACACUCUUACUACCUUCUUUUCCUUAGUCCCUUUUGUUAUUCUAAGUCUUGGGGUUGGGAGUUUCUAUUCCCCACUUUAUUUACUACUUCAUUAUAUUCCUGAAAACACGUUUAUUUAUUUUCAUUUUUACAAGAAUAUGCGUGAA
This is a messenger RNA of Cajanus cajan (pigeon pea), 2403 nucleotides long. Its product is annotated as Leucine-rich repeat protein kinase family protein. The record is from RefSeq and is a predicted model, not a curated record. Gene Ontology annotation, molecular function: protein kinase activity; protein binding; ATP binding. Gene Ontology annotation, biological process: protein phosphorylation. Lineage: Eukaryota; Viridiplantae; Streptophyta; Magnoliopsida; Fabales; Fabaceae.